UCCUGCAGGCGAGUGAGGGUGGCGCCGAGGGAGCACGAAGCUAGGCAUGGAUCCUUUCCGCCCACUCGCUGAGCCAUGCUUGGUCGGACCCGAGUUUGUGGCCCAGCUCCUUCUUGACAGAUCGUGUUCCCACCCCCUUGACUCCGUACUCUCCCUCGUUCUGGAUCCCUUUUUUACUCCUUGAGCCUCUUUUUUUCCUGGCUCUGACCCAUUCUCCUCCAGUCCGACUGCGUCCCUGCUAUGACUAGCUUGCCCACACUUUCUCUACCCUCCCACCGUCUUUUCCUUUCACCCCUGCACCAGCCACCUCUCUGUACCCUAAAACUUCCCUUUCUGGCCACUUAACCCAGUAAGGAGCGUCCAGUUGCUCCCUUCCCCUCCCCCAACUUUUCCGUUCAUAAUCCGAGGUAAGGGGAGAGAGGGUACGCGAGGGGCGAGGAACGAGAGUCAGCGAAUGAACUUUGAAUCUCCUAGACGUGUACACUAGGUUUUCACCAAAGGCAGGCAUUUGCUAACCUGUUUUCCCCAGCUGUUAUGGCUCUGUAUUUUCCGCAUGGUCUGGGCUUUCACACUAAGACUUUCGGUUAAACUUUCAUUGAAGUUAAACAGUGCUCUUGUUGGAGGUAAAUAAGGACACAUCGUUAUGAUUCCCCGAACGUUCCAUGUUCACUCAAAGGACUAAACAUCUCCAAAACAGGUGGUAGAAAAAGCGAGAACACGAGAAGUUCCAAGUUCCUGCCUCCAGUCAACUCCAAGUACCAGCACACUUCAACACAACUCUCAAAAGCUGCCUAAGGAGAGGUGGCAGAGCUACAGAAGCUGGUUACCUGAGGACUGUGAUCCUCAGCUCAGUUGCUUUCAAAGUAAACCCUGUCUGGUAUCCAGCAUCCUCCUUCUCUUCAUCUUCAAUGCCAACUGUAAAGCUCUUCAUUGAUGGGAAAUUUGUUGAAUCCAAAAGUGACAAAUGGAUUGACAUCCAUAAUCCAGCCACGAAUGAGGUCAUUGGUCGAGUCCCUCAGUCCACCAAGGCUGAAAUGGAUGCAGCUGUUGCUGCCUGCAAACGUGCUUUUCCUACCUGGGCAGACACAUCCAUAUUAAGCCGUCAGCAGGUCCUUCUCCGCUACCAACAACUUAUUAAAGAAAACUUGAAAGAAAUUGCCAGGUUAAUUACAUUGGAACAAGGGAAGACCCUAGCUGAUGCUGAAGGAGAUGUAUUUCGAGGCCUUCAGGUGGUUGAGCAUGCCUGUAGUGUGACAUCUCUCAUGAUGGGAGAGACCAUGCCUUCCAUCACUAAAGACAUGGACCUUUAUUCCUACCGUCUGCCUCUGGGGGUGUGUGCAGGCAUUGCUCCAUUUAAUUUUCCUGCCAUGAUCCCUCUUUGGAUGUUUCCCAUGGCCAUGGUUUGUGGAAAUACUUUCCUAAUGAAGCCCUCAGAGCGAGUCCCUGGAGCAACUAUGCUUCUUGCUAAGUUACUUCAGGACUCUGGUGCCCCUGAUGGAACACUGAACAUCAUCCAUGGACAACAUGAAGCUGUAAAUUUCAUUUGUGAUCAUCCGGACAUCAAGGCAAUCAGCUUUGUGGGAUCCAACCAGGCAGGAGAGUACAUCUUCGAGAGAGGGUCAAGACAUGGCAAGAGGGUUCAAGCAAAUAUGGGAGCUAAAAACCAUGGGGUAGUCAUGCCAGAUGCCAAUAAGGAAAAUACUCUGAACCAGCUAGUCGGGGCAGCAUUUGGAGCUGCUGGUCAGCGCUGCAUGGCUCUUUCAACAGCAAUCCUCGUGGGAGAAGCCAAGAAGUGGUUGCCAGAGCUAGUGGACCGAGCCAAAAAACUGAGGGUCAAUGCAGGAGACCAGCCUGGCGCUGAUCUUGGCCCUCUGAUAACCCCACAAGCCAAAGAGCGAGUCUGUAACCUAAUUGAUAGUGGUACAAAAGAGGGAGCUUCCAUCAUUCUAGAUGGGCGAAAAAUUAAAGUCAAAGGCUAUGAAAAUGGUAAUUUUGUUGGACCAACCAUCAUCUCAAAUGUCAAGCCAAAUAUGACCUGUUACAAAGAGGAGAUUUUUGGUCCAGUUCUUGUAGUUCUGGAGACAGAAACACUGGAUGAAGCCAUCAAGAUUGUAAAUGACAACCCAUAUGGAAAUGGAACUGCCAUCUUCACCACCAAUGGAGCCACUGCUCGGAAAUAUUCCCACCUAGUAGAUGUGGGACAGGUGGGAGUAAAUGUCCCUAUUCCAGUGCCUUUGCCAAUGUUCUCAUUCACUGGCUCUCGAUCUUCCUUCAGGGGAGACACCAAUUUCUAUGGCAAACAGGGCAUCCAAUUCUACACUCAGCUAAAGACCAUCACAUCUCAGUGGAAAGAAGAGGAUGCUACUCUUUCCUCACCUGCUGUGGUCAUGCCUACCAUGGGCCGUUAGAAACAAGUUUCUUCAAGACUCAAGUCAAUCCUGAGUAAUCUCCCUCUACUCUUGACUAACUUCACUUGCCUACUUUGCUCACACCAGAUCCCUGGGAUUGGAUAUGUUGUAGCUAAAAUCUUUCUCAGGACUCUCUGCCCUUCAAAGUUGCAGCAGGGAGACUCCUACUAUAACAGUGACACCAGAUUUUUCACUUGCUCUUCAUACUUGUUUUUGAGGUAACAGUUUUAACUGAAUGUUUAUCUGGAACAAGAGCUUAGUCCUGUUUUCUAAAAAUU
Messenger RNA from Castor canadensis (American beaver), 2686 nucleotides. Lineage: Eukaryota; Metazoa; Chordata; Mammalia; Rodentia; Castoridae. The record is from RefSeq and is a predicted model, not a curated record.